This is a messenger RNA of Solanum dulcamara, 1726 nucleotides long. RefSeq names its product glucan endo-1,3-beta-glucosidase 13-like. The transcript is spliced from 2 exons. Lineage: Eukaryota; Viridiplantae; Streptophyta; Magnoliopsida; Solanales; Solanaceae. The coding region runs from base 4 to 1590 and encodes 528 amino acids. The record is from RefSeq and is a predicted model, not a curated record. Gene Ontology annotation, cellular component: plasma membrane. Gene Ontology annotation, molecular function: hydrolase activity, hydrolyzing O-glycosyl compounds. Gene Ontology annotation, biological process: carbohydrate metabolic process.
CACAUGCACGACUCUUUCUUCCCCCCCAAAAAAAAUACUGCCACUUCCUUUUUUCUCUAUAAAAACUCAACCAUAAUCACCAAAAUACACAAUUUACUCUCCUCUUUCUUUCCCCCCCUUAAAAAUCUCAUUGCACUGUUUUCUCUCCAGAUACAGAGCAUGGCCUCUUUUGCUGCAUUACCAUCAUUCUUCAUUCUACUCUCUUUGCUCUCUGUUGCAUAUUCAGGUUCCAUUGGAAUCAAUUAUGGACGAAUUGCUAAUAAUCUUCCAUCUCCAGUUGAAGUAAUUCAGCUCCUCAAAACCCAAGGCAUUAACCGAGUAAAGCUAUACGAUACUGAUUCCACUGUUCUUACAGCUCUUUCUGGGUCCAAUAUAUCAGUUACUGUUGCUCUUCCUAACGAGCAGCUCUCUGAUGCAGCCUCUAAACAGUCUUUUACUGAUUCAUGGGUUCAAUCCAACGUUCUUCGUUAUUACCCGAAAACAGUUAUAGAAUCAAUCGCCGUUGGAAAUGAAGUGUUUGUAGACCCCAAAAAUACAACCCCAUUUCUAGUACCCGCCAUGAAAAAUGUUUAUGCAUCUCUUGUCAAAUACGGCGUCGCUUCGUCUAUCAAAGUUUCAUCCCCUGUUGCACUUAGUGCUCUGCAAAAUUCAUACCCAUCAUCAGCCGGUUCAUUCAAAACGGAUCUCAUCGAACCGGUUAUUAAACCCAUGUUGAGUUUCCUCAAACAAACGGGUUCUCAUUUAGCUGUGAAUAUUUACCCAUUUUUUGCGUAUAUAGCGAAUACAGACACGAUCUCCUUGGAUUACGCUUUGUUUCGGGAUAACAAAGGUGUAACGGAUCCCAACAAUGGACUUGUUUACAAAAGCCUUUUUGAAGCUCAAAUCGAUGCUGUUUAUGCAGCAAUGAAAGCAUUGAAUUUCGAUGAUGUGAAAAUGGCGAUUACUGAAACUGGAUGGCCUUCAAAGGGCGAUGAAAACGAGGCUGGUGCAAGUGCUGACAAUGCUGCUGCUUACAACGGCAAUCUUGUACGAAGAGUGCUUACCGGAAGUGGGACCCCUUUGAGGCCAGAUGAACCUCUUAACGUCUAUUUAUUCGCCUUGUUCAAUGAAAAUCAAAAGCCCGGGCCCGUUUCCGAAAGGAACUACGGGCUUUUCUAUCCUAAUAAACAAAAGGUUUACGAUAUUCCGCUUACUCGAGAAGGCUUAGAAGCCGUGCCCACUGUUAAUAACGGAAGUAAAAGCCAGGUGGUGACAACUCCGUCUCCGACUCCGUCGCCGGUAGAAGGCGGAGAUGUGGAGGCGAGCAAGGUGGUGAACACGUGGUGUGUGGCGAAUGAGAAAGCUGGGGCGGAGAAGCUGCAAGCGGCGUUGGACUAUGCUUGUGGUGAAGGUGGAGCUGAUUGUCGUCCGAUUCAGCCGGGUUCCACGUGUCACGAUCCUGAUACCCUUGAGGCACAUGCUUCUUAUGCGUUCAAUAGCUAUUAUCAGAAGAAAGCACGUGGGACUGGCACGUGCGAUUUCAAAGGAGCAGCCUACGUAGUCACUCAACAUCCUAAAUAUGGUAGUUGCAAGUUUCCAACUGGAUAUUGAAUUGGACAAGGGACGAGGGGGUCGACAUUCAUUUUUCUUAGUAGUAUCUUUUAUUUAUUAUUUUAGUAUUAGUAUAUAAUUUGUAGGUGGACGGUUUGUCUUAUGAUUAAUGUUGAAGUUUCCUUUUGUAAUUAUA